Molecule: messenger RNA, 7935 nt
Organism: Drosophila eugracilis
Lineage: Eukaryota; Metazoa; Arthropoda; Insecta; Diptera; Drosophilidae
Gene: zld
Product: trithorax group protein osa
Exons: 3
Coding region: 746-4891 (1381 amino acids)
Biological process (GO): regulation of transcription by RNA polymerase II
Molecular function (GO): RNA polymerase II cis-regulatory region sequence-specific DNA binding; DNA-binding transcription factor activity, RNA polymerase II-specific
Source: RefSeq, a predicted model, not a curated record
AUAUAUUCCACAUAUAAUAUUUGUGUUCGUAAACAAUUUUUUUCUGUUCAAACCGAUCCCCGAAAGAAAAAACAAACGUUAAACGCGAAUAUUUCCAGUGAUCUUUUUGGAAAAAAGGCGACAAAAACUCAAAAACUCACCGGUAAAAAAAGUGGCGAGAAACAGCGAGAGAGUGGUAAAGAGAUCGCGUGAGAGAGCAAGAGAGAUCGUUGCCAUUCUCGCUUCCCUCGCAAAUUCGCAAAAACAAAAUUCAAAAUUCAAAAUUAACCAGCAUUCGUUACGGUUCCCGAUAUUGGUUUCUUCAGUUCAGUUCGUAUUAUUUUAUCGAGUCUGCUGUUUUGUGUUUCGCUGAAGAUUGAGCGAAAGAAAAAAAGAGAGAGAGAGAGAGAGCGAUCGAAAAGAGCAUAGAGAGCGAAGCGAAGCAGCAGGAAAGGAGAAGGAGCAAAGAAGCAGUCCAAGUCCAACGAAGAAGUGCCCAAAAGCGAGGCGCAGAUAUAAUACAAAUACAAAAACACAACAACAACAACAACAAAAAAUACAACUAAAAAUCGCAAAAAAAAAAAAAAUUAUACAUAUAACGUCAAAAAACCAAAACAAAACGAUCCGGCUCAGCAGAGCCAACGAACAAAAUCAGCAGAGGAGCAGAGGAUGCGCCACUAAUCCCGGAGAGCGCAAGACAUGAGAAGCGGAAGCAUUGGAAGUAGCAGCCAAACAGCAUCGCUAGCAUCGACUUAUGUAGCGGUCCAUGACGAGCAUUAAGACCGAGAUGCCGCCCCUGCAUGCGGCAGAGGCGCUAGCCGCCAGCAGUGCCACCGAUAGUGGUGGAGGAGGUGGAGCAGGAGGAGGUGGAGGAUCGGGCGGACCAGGAGCUGGUGGAGCAGGCAAUGGAGGUAACGGCGGCAGUGCGCCAGCCACGCCAAAUGCCACGAUCAGUGCCGCAGCCGAUUCUAGUGAUAAUCAACCCGGUACGCCGCAGCCCCCGCAACAGCAGCAGCAGCAGCAACCGACGCAGCAACAAUUGCAGCAGCCACAAACGCAACAGCAACAGCAGGCCAUGGGCGGUGAUCCCCAACAACAGCAGCAGGUCACGGGUAUUACCCAUCAGCCGUAUGCCACCCAUCACAUGUACUCGGCAACCGGCGGACAGCAACAGCAGCAGAUCUACGGUGGACUCUACGGUGGAGAUAUGCAACAGCAACAGGGAUACGCCAGCAGCUACAUUAAUAGCUACGAACAGUUCUACCAGCAACAACAACAGCAGCAGCAGGGCACGGACUAUGCCUUUGGCGCCGUGGGCGUGGAUUAUGGCAAGAGCGCCGGUGUGCGUUAUCAUCCCUACCUGCAGACUCCCACAUCCGGACUGGGUGGCAUUCCAACGGCCAGCGCGGCUCAGGAGGAGACAGGCAGUGCGCCUAGCGCCGUUAGCACUACCACAACGGUGGCCAUGAGUCCGCGAGUGGUUAGCAGCAGCAGUCCUACGUCGACAUCAUCGCAUAUGCAACUGGGAAGCUCCAGUGGUCAGACACCGGGCUCCCCGGGCGGUGCCGCCGGAAGUGGUGGAUGCAAGUUGCAGUGCAAGAAGUGCGGCAUCCUUACCACCAACGAAUCGGAACUGCAAGAGCAUAUCGCUAACGUGCAUGGAGAGUCGCCAUAUGGUAGCAGCGGUUACGCCAGUUCGCCGUACAUCAAGGAGGAGAUGCCGACGCCACAACCACCCGGCGGUGGAUCCUCAGCGGCAAAUCCUGGUGAGCUGCUCGAUUUGGAUUCCCAAAAGAUGGUAUACCACCAGCAGUUGCUUCAACAGCAGCAGCAACAACAACAACAGCAACACGAUGCGGUCGCCGGUCUGCCGCUGGGCGCUCUACCAGAUCCACUGCACUCGAUGCAGUCAAUGCAACAGCGGGCGCUCCACAGCUGGGAGCAGCAGCCGCAACAGACAGUGGCCUCAGUUGAAGGCCUGCCACCCUACAUGCAGCAAGGACUGGGCGUAGGUCUGGGAGUGGGCGUGGAAAAGUCACCCUACUAUUCGCCCAAACAGUCGCCAUAUCACCAAUCGGCCGGCGUUGGCGGAGCCACGCUGAUCAAACAGGAGUAUGGUGGACAUGGACUGAUUAAGUCCGAGUAUCCCGAUUCGCAACACUAUGUGGACAAGUCCUUUGACCCGACAGCCGGCGGUGGUGGCGGUGCUGAAUUGUGCGCCAAUGUUGCCACCAGUCCUGCGGAGUUCCCUAGCACCACCACGGGCGGACCCGGGCAGGAGAGCGCGGCUGGUGCGGGGCCAGGAGGUGGAUAUCGCGGUUUCGAGCCGCCAAGCUCCAGUUCUGUGCUGCCGGCCAACAGUCUGACAGCUAAGGCGGCCACCUGGAAGUCAAACGAGGCACGUCGCCCUAAGACAUACAACUGUACGGCCUGCAACAAGUGGUUCACCAGUUCGGGGCACCUUAAGCGCCAUUACAACACAACGUUGCACAAGAACGCGGUGAAGUCGAGCGGUCAACCGGAUCCAGCCACCUUACCCAUCUCGGCACAUCAUCAUCCCGCCCGCGAUCCGGUUACGAAACCCAGUCGCCGUGGCACUGCCGCAGCCGCUGCGGCUGCUGCUGCAGCUGCCGCCUCGGCCAAUGGUCAAGGGCAGCAACAACAACCGCCGCCGCCACCACCGCCGGCCAAUGUGCCACCGCCGGAGCCGCCCAGAAGUCCGCCCGAGUAUGGCGGAGGUGGUGGCUUGGGCGUGGGAGCGAUGGGCGGUGCUGCCAUGUCCCAGUACUCGGCCUCACCCUCGCCCACCCAGCAGCAGCAGCAUCACCUCAACCACCAUCAGCAGCAGGCCAAUGGCUAUGCUAAUGGCACCGCCAACGGCUAUGGCUACAUGCAGCAACAAGUGCAAUCCACGACAAACGCUUCACCACAGCACGCUUCCAACAACCAACAACAACAGCAGCAGCAGCAACAGCAGCAGCAGCUCCACCAGCAACAGCAGCAGCAGCAGAUGCCGCAGCACCACAACUCCGUUUUGAACGGUCACCCAAACGGGCUAGCAGGUCCCUCCGCCCCACACAACAACAACAACACCACCCAAAUGCCGUCCUCCCAAAUGAGGGGCCUGCUGAACGAAACAACAACCACGCCGCCACCAACAACAACAACCCGAGCACCACAAAUCACAACAAUAACAACGGCGGCCACCACGGUAGCUAUAAAGAGCGAGCUAAUGGAGGACAGCAACCACACCCAUCCCAAUCACAGUCACAGCCAGGACGGGAGCCACAGCAGCAACAGCAGCAGCUCAAUGGCCACGGAGGAGGCGGAGGAGCAGGAGCUGCGGGAUCAGGCGGAACAGGGGGAAGAUCACCUGCAUCAGCAUCAGCAGCAGGCGGCGUCCCAACAAUAUCUGCUAUCGGCACGCCAUUAUCACAGCAGCACGCCCAACACGCUCAACAGCAGCAACACCAAUCCCAGCACGCCCAGCAGCAACUCGCCCCAUACUAUUUACCGGCAGGAGCCGCAGGGAACGGAUUUCUCGCGCACCACCCCGCCGCCGCAGCCGCUGCCGCCUAUGGGAAUGCUGCCGCAUAUGGCAAUGGACUACAACAUGCUGGCUUUGGAUAUGCCCAUGCCCACGCUCAUGCACAGCAAUAUGCUGCAGUGCAGCAACACCAGCACCACGCCGCUAGCUACUACCACCACCACCAGUAUGCCGGACACUAUGCAGCCGCAGCAGCAGCAGCUGGUGCACCAUUACCACCAACCGGUGCUCCACCCGCACCAUCAGCAUCUGGAGGAUCAUCAGCAGGGCCAGGAGGAGGAUCAUCAUCAGCAGCAGCGGGAGCUUCUCCAACUGGAUCAGCAGCAGCAGCAGCAGCAGCAGCAGCAGGCGCUAAUCCUGGCGGACAAUUUGCCGCACAGCAGCAGUUCGCCCACCAGCAGCUCCCCGCCGCCCACCAUGGCCAUGCCCAUGCCGCUCACCACCAUCACAGCGCCGCAGCUGCUGCCGCUGCAGCCGCCGCCGCCGCACAUCACCAGCACCAUGCCCAUGCCGCCCACCAUGCACAUGCCCAUCAUGCCGCCGCCGCCGCAAUGCUACCAGCAGCUGCAGCCGCUGGACCCCACAAUGAGCUAUCACACUAUUAUUGGUAGUGGAACGGAGGCGCAUUCGGCAACAGCGGCCGGAGGAUAUGGUAGCAACCAGAUCGCCACCAGUGAUGGCCAAAUCCUGCAGCUGAUGCCCGCCUCCCUGUUUGCACCCUAUGCCCCACUUUCACCGUACUCGGUGGCCGCCCAGCGAUCGCCGCAGGAGGGUGAUCUGCCGCCGGUGCAUACGCUGACCACAGCGCUUCAUGCCCAUCAGCAGGGUGGGCAACAGGAGGCACAAACGCCAACGUUAACGGUACUUUCCACCCCGUACUCGCCCACGGUGAGCAGUUCGCGAGCCACUCCCGCGCUGGAGAUGGACAUGGCCACGCUUAUGCAACAUCAGCAGGAUUACGAGAUGGAGCAGUACCAGCUGCAGCAUCAGCAAUUAGAGCAACUGCAGCAGCAACAACAGCAACAAUUGGAGCAACAGCAGCAGCAGCAGCAGCAACAGAUAAUGGUAGAUCAGGUCCAGUCUCUGGGACAGCAGCCGUUGGCCAAAAAGCGACGCGGCAACAAUGCAGCAGCAACACCAUCGACUACGAAACGACGGCGGAACAGCAGCGUUGGAUCAACGUCGCCGCACUCAACCACAUUGCCCUCCGGACGGAUCAAGUGUCUGGAGUGCGACAAAGAGUUCACCAAGAACUGCUACCUUACGCAGCACAACAAGAGCUUCCACUCCGCAACCAGGAGGCAGCCCCGAUCGUAUCAUCCAUCGAUGUACUCAGCGAACGCCCACAAACGGAUCAAAAUUUAAGCGAAUUCAAAUAUUUCGGACACAGCCGUUGAGGGUAAAACUAAAGAAAGAAAGAAGGAUUAACAAAAAAAACUUUUAAUAUGAUGGAUUUACUAAGUACACUUUAACCCAACCCCAAAACCGAUCAGGAACUCCCUCUCUUUUGUUUUCUUUUUUUGACAAAAUAUUUUAGUGCAAUCAAUGUAAUAGUUUUUGUUUUUUUUUGUUGUUUAUAACGAAAUACGUACUAAGGAUUCUCACUUUUUAGUGUAAAUUUAGUUGAACUCUUUUUUUGUCAGCCAAUAUAUAUAUCUACUAUAUAUAUAUAUAAGAAGUAGAAACUGUACUAAAUGAUCUUGUACGAGUUUUAGCCCUGUUUUAACCACUGCUCCUGGCCAUAAUCACAAACUAACUAAAACUGCAAAUGCAACCAUUAAGCUAUGUAAAUAGGCAAGGACUACAAAUUUUGAAGAUGUGGAAAACGAAGACGAAGAAUCUUGUCUCCUAUAUAUCAACAUUGUGCAUAUCAUUUAUUGGGCAAAUAACGAAAAAAAGGAAAAUGGAAAACAUUAACAAUAAUUAAACUUAAAUAGCAAAAAGGUUAAAAAAAAUAAACGAGAUGAGAAAGGAAAAGCAGGAGAGGCAAUACUUUUAGUUGAAAUUGAAAAUUGAAUUACUAUAAAUCGCUUUGCGAAACGCAUUUCAUCCGUCAGUUGGGAGUGUUUACUGUGCAAUAUAAAACUAAACCUUUUUUUUUUUAAAAAUAACGAAAAUAACGAAAUGUUAAGGAAAUUGAUUACCUCAGCAGAACAGCUCAGAAAGUAAUAGAAAUCUACCUCGUUAGCAAUAAAAAGAAAUAAAGAAAGAAAAUAAAAGAAAUUACAAAAAAUCACCAGAAAUAUAUAUUAUAUAUAUUUUAGUUUGAUUCUCAAUUUUUGAAAAGAGAAAGCUUUUACAAAAACAAAAACCAAGGCUUAAGAAAAUGCCAAAAGAUAACGAAGAAAAUGUCAACUAAUUAUACGUAAAACUAAAACAAAUAACUUUAAAUAUAUAAUUGUUUAUAUGCUAUUUAUAUACACACCCCAAACAUUAUAUACGAAGGAUAUAUUUUAGGCUUAAUAUUGAACUUGAAUCGCCGCCAUCACCCACCAUUGCCACCCAUUCCCCCCCUGUUCGCGUUGCGCGUCAUUGUCAUCAGUUUAAAUUUGAAUCUUUACAGUUUGGCCAGCUAAUCAUGAAUUUGUUGCUCACAUGACAAACGCAACCACGCCCUAAAAACUAAUCUUAAACCUGUUUUAGGGGGGGCGGUGGCUUAAGGAGAGCAGGGUGGCGGCGAUCAGAAAGGGGUCAGUAGUUGUCAACCACCCACAACCCACAACCUUACAACGUCUAACUCAACAACGAAAAUCCAAUUGAGAGCUAGAAACAAGGAAGUGGAAGCGAAACAAGUGAUUUCGAUGGUACUGCGGGGAUUUAAACUUGAAAUUUAAACCUUAAUCAAUGUCCGUUAGUCCUUAUACCAAGUUCAAAACUAACUAUUAUUAUAUUUGACAAAGAAAAAAAGAAAGAAAGAUUUAAGCUUGAAAAAUCCCCGCAGGAUUAUUACUUACUUUCGGUUAACCGGAAUCUAUUCUUCCCUUCCCCCUGAACUCGAAAGCAGUUUUGUUUGUGUUUAGAAUUAUACGUAAAUAUAGUUAUUUUUUUUUUUUGUCUAAAAACAAAAUCUUAAAACUUAAAUGCAGAACACCUAAGCAAUACUUGAUGCAGGCAACUAUUUUGGUUCGGAUUCUAACGACUCUUUCGAUCUAAGCUAAAUGCAAUUUCUUGAAAGCAAAAAGCAAAAAGCAGAAACUUGAAAAAAAAAACGAGAGAAACUAAAAACAUAUUUGAAUUAUGUAGCAACUACAUGUUAAAUUUUAGCAAUUAAUUAUUAAAUAAAAAAAAAAGAAAGAAAAAAAAAACACAAAAUGGGAGCACAAAACCCGCAUGAAAUCUACACACAUAUAUACGAACAUGAUAAACGGGUAUAAAAUUAAAGGAAAUUUUUAAGAAGCACCAAGUAAAAACUAAAAAAAAAAAACACUGAAACCGCCAAAAAAAAACUAAACAAAAAGUUUAUAGGAAAAGUUGAACAAUCGCCAAAAAGCAUGAUAUUUGUCUGUAUAUAUGGGUUAAGCUUUUACAAACCGAAUAUCUUUCAAGUUAAGAUUUUCUGAUAAUUAUUUUUUAAGCCAAUAUAUCAACUUCCUUUCUCAUGGUGUCAAAAGUGUUUUAUUUUUAAGAAAACCCCUGAAAACUUGACAACUAUUCGGUUUGUCCAAGGAUAACCCACAUGUGUGUAGUAGUAAUUCGAAUAAAAAACAAAAAACAAAAAGUAUAAAAAGUAACCAAUAAUUGGACAAGGAACCAUGUACCUCUCUCUCACCCUCUCUCCACCAAACAAUACACAAGGAAGAAAUCGAAAAAAGCACAAAGUUUAACAUUUUUUUGUGUAUGUUGUGUGUGUGUGUGUGCGUGUGUGUGCAUUGAUAUUUGUACAUUUUUACGAAAAACUUAUAGCAACAGGCCAACCAAGCAACCUCAAGAGAAACCGAACUCGUAACUCCAGGUAUCAGGAAUUUAAACAAAGAUUUUAUAUAAUAAAAGUUAGGAAAACUCAGUGUUAAAUGGACAUAUACACACAUACAUAUAUACAUAUAUGUGUGUGUUUUCUCUAAUAAGAAAAUCUCAAUGUACCCCAAAAUCGGAAAUCUGUAAACUGAAAUCGAAACAAAAGUUGUAAUACCCUAAAAAAAUAUCCUGCAACCGAAUGAAUUUAUGCGAAAUUGUCUCUCUCUUUCUCUAUAUAUAUAUGUAUCUCUAUAAUAAAUCUGUACAUAUAUAUAUAUAGAUAUAUGUGUACAUACAUAUAUAAACGACCCAUCUCCCCCUUUACCCUUUUACACAAAAGUUGGAGAAACCGAAAUUGUCAAAAACCCAAAAUAUUGGAAACAAAACAAAGUGACAAGCCACAUGACAGAGAAAAAAUGAAUUUUUUUGAACCGAAAUAAAGAAUGUAAACUACA